Messenger RNA from Paramecium sonneborni, 603 nucleotides. The record is from the annotation of a GenBank genome assembly. NCBI's taxonomy places the organism in Eukaryota, Ciliophora, Oligohymenophorea, Peniculida, Parameciidae.
AUGUAACAACUAUUGAAUUGUCCAAUAUGCUUAUAAACUCUACUUUAUCCAGUGACUCUUGCAUGUGGUCAUUCAUUCUGUAAACCUUGUUUAUGUGACAAAUACUUUUAUCAAAAUUUCAAUUCAUGCCCUAUUUGCAGAAUACCUAUUUAAAUCUAUAUAGAUUAGUUCAAAGUGAAUGUACUGUUAGAAACAAUCAUCUAAUAAUAAUAUGAAAAUGAAUAAAAUUAUUAACUUAGAUUAAAGAACUAUCAAUAUAGAUUGGAAAAAAAAAAUCAGAUAAGCUAAUCUUACAAUCGUGUCAUUUAAGAAUAUUUAAAAUGGAUUUAACAGAAUUUGUUAAAGUUGUUUCCAUUAAUUGUGAUAGGUAUUAGUUAUAUCUAAUAUAUUGCAGUAUUAGUCAUUCUGAUGUAUUUGAAGUUUAAGAAACUUCGAUAAAGAUUCACUAUAAGAGUAAGAUUAUAGCAUUUAAGUCAAGAAAUAACUAGACUCUUAUCUCAAUUUUCUUCAAAAAAUGAUGAUAGUUAUAAAGACACAGAUAUUGAAAACUUAGUGUUUACAAAAAUAGUAAAACACUUAUUUACAAACUAUAUAAGAUUUUGA